AUGUCUUUCAACGAUCGGGCGCUGCCCGGCAUGCCGCCCGGCACCGUCUACCUGAAUGAUUUGACGGCCGCCCGCGGAGCCAAGGAGGAAAUCAUUCUGCACCCCGUGCCAUCGACCGACCCAAACGAUCCUCUGAACUGGACCCAGCGGCGCAAAAUUGUCAACUUCGCCUUCGUCUCCUUCUACACCACCCUCGUGUACGCUCUGGUCAACAUCCAAACGGUCACGUGGGGAGAUCUCAACACGCAGCUCGGAUUCAGCUUCGGCAUUCUCAAUGACAGUUACGCUGCGGGCACUGCGGCUCUCAUGGUGGGAGGGGUGAUACUCAUCCCCUUCGCAUUGAAAUAUGGCCGCCGCUUCGUCUACGUUAUCAGCCUGCUGAUUCAGACGGGUAUGGCGGUGUGGUACGGCCGCACGCAUACCGUCGGCGAUUUGAUGGGCAGCAAUGUCAUCAGUUGCGUUGUCGGCGCUCUCUCGGAGAUCAUGGUGCAAAUGACCGUAGCGGAUGUCUUCUUCGUGCAUGAGAGAGGCUUCAUGAACUCCAUUUACUACUGGGUCGCCACUGUCGGAUCGAGCUUGGCGGGUAUCCCGGCGGGUUAUAUCACCUCGAGCUCUCUUGGCUGGCGCUAUGUUUGGUACAUUCUCACGAUCCUUCUCGGCGUCCUCUUCCUGCUGUUCUUCUUCUUCUACGAAGAAACGUACUACCAGCGGCGCAAAGCCGACAUCGUCGACGGCGAAGUGGUUGGCGCGACCUCCGAAGCCAGUAUCCCCGGCAAUGACAACCGGGUCAACGAGAUCGAGAUGACGACGCCGGAGAAGCUGAGCAACGGAGACUCGAAGGACAGGUAUCAUGAGAGCCUGCACAACGUCAACAUGGAGUUGCCACAAGUGCAGACCGUCGCGCACCGCUACGUGGACUACUCGAUUCCGCAGAAGCCAUAUCUGGAAAAGCUCAAGCUUUCGAUCCCCACGCCCGCGCCCUUCUGGUACUACUGCAGGCAUUCGUAUCAAUGCUUCGUGGUGAUGUGGUACAUUCCGUCGGUCGCAUACAUGGCCGUGCUCAACGGCGCCUCGAACACCGCGCAGAUCAUUUGCAUCACCGUUCUCUCCAACUACCUGCUCGACGCCCCCUACAACUUCAGCGAAGCCGAUGUUGGCCUGAUGGGACUGGCUGCGUUUAUUGGAACGGCGACAUGCGCACCGCUCAUUGGGCGUUUGAGCGAUCGGAUGAUCGUCUGGAUGGCGAAGCGCAAUGGCGGCAUCUACGAGCCGGAGAUGCGUCUAUGGCUCAUUCUGCUGUCCGCUCCUUUCUUCGUCCUAGGAAUGCUAUUGUUCGGACUCGGACUAUACCAUAAGCUGCCGUGGCCAGUCAUUGCAGUGGGCUAUGGCAUUGUGAACUUCUCCAUCACUCCAGCAGGCAGCUUGUCUCUCACCUAUCUAACGGAUGCAUACACAGAGAUCAUCGCCGACUGCCUCGUCGGGCUCGUCGUCGUCAAAUUCGGCUUCGCGACCAUCAUCGUCUUCGCGCUGACGCCCUGGAUCAACCUCGACGGCCUGCAGAACAUGUACAUCAUCGUCACCUUGGUCUUCCUUGUCAUAUACGCCGGGAAUUACCUGCUCAUUCGCUACGGCAAGAGGCUGAGAGAGCGGUGCGCGCCGAAAUACUUUCAGCUUGCGGAUCGCCAGAUUCUGAAUGUUCGCUGA
This is a messenger RNA of Neohortaea acidophila, 1704 nucleotides long. Its product is annotated as major facilitator superfamily domain-containing protein. Lineage: Eukaryota; Fungi; Ascomycota; Dothideomycetes; Mycosphaerellales; Teratosphaeriaceae. The transcript is spliced from 4 exons. Bases 1 to 1704 code for a protein of 567 amino acids. Gene Ontology annotation, molecular function: transmembrane transporter activity. Gene Ontology annotation, biological process: transmembrane transport. The record is from RefSeq and is a predicted model, not a curated record.